This is a messenger RNA of Drosophila virilis, 1596 nucleotides long. RefSeq names its product neuronal calcium sensor 2. The record is from RefSeq and is a predicted model, not a curated record. NCBI's taxonomy places the organism in Eukaryota, Metazoa, Arthropoda, Insecta, Diptera, Drosophilidae. Gene Ontology annotation, molecular function: calcium ion binding.
UUUUGUCCCUAAGGUGUGUUACCUGUUACACGGAAGUACUGUAAUUUGCGCUUAAGCAACACAAACAUGUUUUUCCAGUAUACAAGUAUUCGUGAAUGCAGUCGAUAGAGCUUUUUGCUUAGACGCAAACACAGUUGAAAUAUACAGCGCAUUUUGGGCACAGUUCAGCUUAGCUAAAGAGCAAAAUAAUAAAAGUUCCUUAAGUAAUGGCUACUAAAAUUGACAAUGAUUAACUCUGACCCCGUUGGCACUAUAUUAUCGGAAAACCAUGUCCUAAAUUACAGCUCAAGAUAGUCGAAAAUGUCAAAGAUUUCAUUAGUAAUUAACUUAAUUGCGAAGAAUUUUUUUAUUUUGAUUAAAUCACUAAAAUAGAACAAGUUUAGGGUUAAUUGUGGUAAAUAUUUUCAUAUUUUGCAAGGAAUUUUUACUCGCAAUAGAUGUUACUUCUAGCGGCACACCAGAAGAAAAAUUAAAAUGGGCAUUUAGAAUGUACGAUGUCGAUGGAAAUGGCGUUAUUGACAUUCAAGAAAUGACAAAAAUUGUUCAGGCAAUCUAUGACAUGCUAGGAGCAUGCUCAUCAAAUCGUCCCGCUGAUUCUGCAGAGGAGCGUGCAAAAAAUAUAUUUGCUAAAAUGGAUGAAAAUAACGACGGUCAAUUAACUCAAGAUGAAUUUUUGAAAGGAUGUUUGCAGGAUGAAGAGUUGUCUAAAAUGCUGGCCCCUUAAAUAUUUAUAUCCCAUAAUAUGUGUGUAUUUGAUGAAAUCAGUAAUGAAAUGUAUAAAUAUUUAAUUUAUAUUUCUUAUACUAAAAUUAUAUAAAAAUAUUGAAUAUCAGGUUACUUGUUUCAAUGACUUUUUUACAAUUUAAGCCACGACUAGAACGAAUAUGUUGAUUCAGUUCCAGCACUCAAAAAAUCUGCAAUCUCUAUCUAUAAGUCGAGUAGAGUGCGAUUACUAAUGAGGAGUGCCUUGGAUAUUUUGAAAUAUUAUUUUAUUUCCGGCUUGAGCACGACUUUAAUAUAUACGAUAAUAAACGUGGAGGGGUUUUUUAAUCUUCCUUUCUUUCUAUUUUUAGCGAUAUAUAUUGGUUUUGAUGAAAAGUUUUUCAGGCAUAAACCGAAGACUAUUAAAGUAAAGUGAACAAGAAUAUUUGAAUAUACUUGCUCUGCUGCGCGUGCUUUGGGUUCUUGACUAGCAUUGAUUUCACAAGGCGAACACUCAAAAUUCACUUAAGUGCAUGAUGUUGUUGUGAGCCUUACUCUUGGGAUGGCAGCAACCAAGAAAGCAUCAGAGGCAGUGAGCCUAAGUUUGUGAACUGCGAUCAAUAUCUGUCGUAUAGGCGAAGCACGAUAACAUUUUUUUUAUUACCCAAAAUCCGUACGGGCAAGUGUAUAGUCGGUUCUAAAGGGGACUUGCUUAAUCCAUUGUGUUUACUGUAAAGAAUAGUGACACAUUUAGUAUUUGACAUUUGAAAGAAUCAUUUAAUUAUUUAAUAUUCCCAUGUAGGGACUAACAAUUCAAUACAUAAAAUAUUGGUAUAAUAACUUUACUAUCGCGUGUAACGCGGAGUCCUGAUCGUUGUGCUAAGGUCAAGAUCG